CCUGGGAGGAAGGCACCCGGAAGCGGCGCGGUUGCCAUGGUGACGGCGGGGCCGCCAUGUCCUUCAAGCGCGAUGCGGACGAUCCGGGCCCGCUCGGGGCGUUGCAGAAACGCCGGGUGUCGGACCUGCUGGCAAACUCCAUCCCCGAGGACGAGGCGCUGCUGCUGCGGAGCGGGAGGUUUGCCUGCUCCGUGUGUCCCAACCGGCCCGUGUGUGACACCCUGGCGGCCCUGGCCGUGCACAGGGGGGGCAGGAGGCACCUGCACAAUCUCCAACUCUCCUAUGGCCGCACUCGCUCCCCGCUCCCGGCUCCGAGGCUCCGGGAGAGGCUCCGGGAGAGGCUCCAGGGAUCCCAGGCCCCGCUCCUGGCACGGACACGACGGAUCGCCCGGAGCGCCCUCCUGAAAUCCCCCUACAGCAGCUGCUGCCGCAGGAAAGGGGCCCAGGGAAGCAGCUCCCGGGCCGGCACCACCCGGAUGGUGCUGGAGCCGCUCCGGAACGCGGGAGAAUCCCGGGAAUCCUCAGCCCUGCUGCUGGAUCACGGCAGCGGGAGGGCAGACGUUCCAAAGGCUCCGAGCCGGGAAGGGAAAUCCUCGGUGUGGGACGAGCUGAGCCCCGAGCGGCGCCGGCUCCUGCAGCACCACCUGCACCUGCGCAGCUCCGGGUGGCUCCAGGAUCCCUCUGGGAAGUGGGUGAAGGACGGGAACGCCGAGUUCGACUCGGACGAGGAGGAGCCCCUGGCGCUGCCACCGAGCUGACCCCUCCCUGUGCCCAAAUCCCCCGGGAAUGCAGCCUGGAGGGCACCCCCAGAGCCCUCGGGAAGGGGGAUCCAGGGAAUCCUGGUGUUUUCCUGCUCCCCCCGGUGCCUUUUCGGGGUGUCCCCCUGACCUCCCCCCGUGCCCAAUUCCCAAAAAUCCCCCCUGGCCCCAAAGGGGUCUCCAA
Myiozetetes cayanensis is the source of this 942-nucleotide messenger RNA. RefSeq names its product sodium channel modifier 1 (gene SCNM1). The record is from RefSeq and is a predicted model, not a curated record. Gene Ontology annotation, biological process: RNA splicing. Gene Ontology annotation, cellular component: nucleus. NCBI's taxonomy places the organism in Eukaryota, Metazoa, Chordata, Aves, Passeriformes, Tyrannidae.